AUGAAUCGACAUAGGCUGUCAAUAAAAAAACCUCAAGCAGUUGAGAUAGCCCGUAAAAAUGCGGCUGACCCUUUCAUCAUACAAGAAUUUUACGACAUUGUCGAUAAAGUUAUUAAAGAGCUAGGGAUUGAAAAUAAGCCAGAGAGAAUAUACAAUAUUGACGAAACAAGCUACUGCAGCGAGCCUCAAAAAACCAAAGUGAUCGGCUUAAAGGGAUAUCCUUCAACUAGAAUAACAUCAUCAGCUGGUAAAGCAAACACAACCGUCUUGGUUGCCAGCAAUGCAGCUGGGGGGAAAGGGCCUCCAUUUAUAAGUUUCAAAGGUAAGCAUGUGUGGAGUGGAUGGACAUCUGCGGAAGCAUAUCCUGGCACUUUAUACACUGCGACAUCCAAUGGUUGGAUUGAAUCCGAAGCUUUUGCAGAGUUCAUGGCAAAAAGUUUCAUUUCCAUGGUCAAAGAUGAGAAAGAGCCAACCCUCCUAAUUUAUGAUGGUCAUAGCACGCAUGUGCAACUGGCUGUGGUCGAAAUGGCGAAACAAAAUAAUAUCAGCAUCAUUAAAUUGCCACUUGAUCUAAGCGUAUUCAAAUCUUAUAAAGACGCUUGGGAUCAGGAAAUGGUUAAAUGGCAACGCACACAUAAGAGAGAAAAGUUACCUAAGGAUCAGUUUUCAGCGACAGUGGGAAAAGGUUGGAAAAAUCUUAAUUCCAAUGUUAUAAAAAAAGGGUUCGAAAAAAGGGGAAUUUAUCCAUUUAACAGAAAAGCUAAACUGGAACAUAAACUAGACCCAGAAGCCCUAAAACGAUGGAAAAAACACACAAUGAAACUUUAUCGAAAGAACAAACACUCGCUCGUAGCUCACCAUUAA
Molecule: messenger RNA, 864 nt
Organism: Parnassius mnemosyne (clouded apollo)
Lineage: Eukaryota; Metazoa; Arthropoda; Insecta; Lepidoptera; Papilionidae
Source: the annotation of a GenBank genome assembly